Messenger RNA from Tribolium castaneum (red flour beetle), 5690 nucleotides. RefSeq names its product Ankyrin repeat-rich membrane spanning (gene Arms). Gene Ontology annotation, molecular function: PDZ domain binding; protein kinase regulator activity. The record is from RefSeq and is a predicted model, not a curated record. The transcript is spliced from 19 exons. NCBI's taxonomy places the organism in Eukaryota, Metazoa, Arthropoda, Insecta, Coleoptera, Tenebrionidae. Bases 257 to 5584 code for a protein of 1775 amino acids.
UUUUUUGUGGUACGUUUUUAUUGUCCACUGUAUAUCCUUGAUUUGCGUCAUGCUGUAUAUUUGCAUUUUGACGUUUGUGCCAUCAGCUGAUCAAACAUCAUUUGUCAUGAGUGGAAGUGUCCCUUUGGCAUGUUUACAGUAACAAAUUAGCAAAAAUUUCGAUAAUGUAAUUUCCAACAACGACACAAAAAACCACCAUCACAGCCCGAGAUUUGCCAAGAAGUCAAUUUUAGCGUCUUAACUAGCCCCCUUCACAAUGUCGGGCCCCUCAAGUAGCCCCAAACAGCGUCACAGCAUCGCAGGCCCCCAUCCAGCUGUCGAAUCUUCUCGCCGUCGCCCAUCAUUUCUAACUCUUCAUAUUCCCGAAACGAACUGGAGAGGUUCUCUAAGUCAAUUACAUUUACCAACUUUCACCCUCACAGCACCCGAAGGCGGCGACCAAAGUAACAAAAAAUUCAGCUUCGGACUUGGAAUCAGACGACAUUCGCAUACCACGCUGCACCGCAGUGAGUCGAUGGUGUCUUUAUGUUUCCGGACACUGUCAGGAUUCAUCAACGAGGACAACCUCCAAGGCCUUAAAAACCUCCUCGAAAGCAAGCAAGUCCAAGUCGAUGACCGCGACGAGAAUGGCACUACGGCCCUUAUGCUCGCCGCCACAAAGGGCCGUUCGGCCUUCGUCCGCGAGUUGCUGGCCUACGGCGCCGACGCCAACGCCGAGGACUGCGACUCCUGGACGGCCCUCCUGUGCGCCUCCAAGGAGGGGCACGCGGACAUCGUCCUGCAACUGCUCGAGCACAACGCCAACAUUGAGCACAGAGACAUGGGCAACUGGACGUCUCUGAUGUGGGCCACGUACAAGGGGCGCAUAGACGUGGUGCACCUCCUGCUCGAGAAGGGGGCCGAGGUCAACGCCCACGGGAACUACCACAUCUCGUCGCUGUUGUGGGCCGCAGGUCGGGGCUACACGGAGAUAACCGAGGCUUUGAUCAGCCACGGGGCGAAAGUCAACGUGGGGGACAAGUACGGGACGACGGCCCUGGUGUGGGCCUCCAGGAAGGGGUACACGGAGAUUGUGGCGAUGCUGCUGAAGGCGGGGGCGAAUGUGGACACGGCUGGGAUGUACUCCUGGACGGCGUUGUUGAUGGCGACGCAAGGGAAUUUUGUAGAAGUUGUGAACCUUCUCCUGGAGUAUAAGCCCAAUGUCAAUGCGCUGGAUAAGGAUGGGUGCAGUGCGUUGACCAUUGCGUGCAAGGAGGGCAAUAAUGAGAUUGUUACGGCGCUAAUCGCCGCCGGGGCUUAUAUCAAUAUACAGGACCGUUUCGGCGAUACCAACUUAAUCCACGCCGUCAAAGGCGGCCAUCGCGCAUGCGUCGAAUCCUUACUCAAGAAAUACGCCGACGUCGACAUCGCCGGCAAAGACCAAAAAACGGCAAUUUACAUGUCUGUCGAAAAAGGCAACAUUGCCAUCGUCAAACUCCUCCUCAGCGCAAACCCUGAUCUCGAAAUCGCAACCAAAGAUGGCGACACUCCACUUUUGAAAGCCGUACGUUCACGUAACGCCGAAAUCGUGCAAUUACUCCUCGACAAAAAGGCAAAAGUUUCGGCGGCGGAUAAAAAAGGCGAUACAGCGUUACAUAUCGCCAUGAGAGCACGAUCUAAAGGAAUUGUCGAGAUUUUACUGCGUAACCCCAAACACAGUCAACUGCUUUACCGGCCGAACCGGGCCGGGGAAACCCCCUACAAUAUCGAUAUUAACCACCAGAAAACAAUCCUCGGCCAGAUUUUCGGCGCCAGGCGGUUGAACACCAACGAAGACAAUGAGAAUAUGUUAGGGUAUGAUUUGUACAGUAGCGCACUUGCUGAUAUUUUGAGCGAACCCUCGCUCUCGAUGCCCAUUACAGUAGGACUUUAUGCGAAAUGGGGGAGUGGUAAAUCAUUCCUCCUUAAUAAAUUGCGUGAGGAAAUGAAGAAUUUCGCACGGGAAUGGGUGGACCCAGUGUUUCAGUUCACAAGUCUCAUGUUUUUGGUUUUGUUGCAUUUGUCGCUAAUUGUGGGCACGAUUGUCGGACUUUCGGUGCAAAGCUGGAUCAUUGGACUGUCAACAGCAGUAGCUUUUCUUCUAAUUUCGUACAUUUUUCUCGCUUUGGUUUGGUUCGCCAAUAAGAGGUAUGACUGGGACUGGCCUUACAAUUUCAACGUGAAAUUGACCCGAAAAUUGAACAAUAUUAAGCUGAUUUUGCAAGUUUUGUUCUGUAAUCCACCAGGGGCGGUGCCCUAUGAUGGAGUUUCCGCCAAUCCCAUUAGAUUUUAUUUCACUGACCAGACCCGGGUCAGUAGUACGGCCGGAGGCGAAAACUCAGUUGUCCAAAUGAUCGGCUCCUUGUACGACGCCAUAGAAAACGAUUACGGAGCUUUAGCCACUCGCCUGUACCGAGCUUUCAAGCCAAAACCAGUGAAAUCAUCCUCGACUUGGAAGCUACGCAAAUUGUGUUGCGUUCCAUACGUUGCUGUUUUUGAGAUAAUUUUUCUCUGUGUAUUAGUCGGAACUUGUGCCUUGACUGUGUACUUAGUCCACGUCAAUUCUGAUGAUAAUAACUCACACGAAAUGGUCCGUUUUACUCUUCAAAUUGUUUUAAUCACGGACGCGCUUCUUUUGGGCGUCGCUGUCGUCGCCAAUGUCUACACUUGGAGCAGAUUGUUCAAAUCUGUGCUGUUUUCGCAACGGCGUCAUUUGCAGCGGACCAUCGCCAGGCUGGAGACGCUGAAGUCGGAGGGGUUUUUGCAAGCUUUGAGACAGGAGGUGAACUUGAUGAAGGAUAUGGUGAAGUGCUUGGACAGUCUGAGUUCGCAGCAGACUCGUCUGGUCAUAGUGGUCGAUGGUUUGGACAGUUGCGAGCAAGACAAAGUUUUGUUGAUUUUAGACACUGUUCAUAUGUUGUUCUCAGACGCCAAUAGCCCGUUCAUUGUGAUAUUAGCAAUAGAUCCCCAUGUUAUAGCAAAGGUGGCUUGGGAACAGGCUGUUGAAAUGAACACGCGCCGAUUAUUUAGCGAAAACAACAUCGGCGGCCACAAUUACUUAAGCAAUAUGGUGCACCUACCCUUCUAUUUGCAAAAUUCCGGGCUACGCAAAGUCAAAGUAGCUCAACAGACUGCGCAGGCGCAUCGUAAACAAACGGGUGCUUGGACCGAAAACGAGGAGAGUCUUAGUAACUUCUUGGCACGUUCUUCGUCGAGUCGCCGAUUAUCAAGCGAGAGUGCCCUCAUGUCAAGUCAGGAGAAACUAAAACCCCCAGGCCGCAAAAACUCGCGCAAGCUCAAACUAUCCGAAUCGGUGGCGAGUUCAAUCGGAUCGAAUUUGAACAAAAUUGGCGGGGCUCAAGACUUGACCAAGAUGCUGCUCACUGAUGAUUAUUUCAGUGACGUGAAUCCGCGCUCGAUGAGGAGGCUCAUGAACGUUGUUUAUAUCACGGGGAGGUUGUUGAAGGCGUUUCAGAUUGAUUUUAAUUGGUAUAGGUUGGCGUCGUGGAUUAAUAUCACCGAGCAGUGGCCCUUUAGGACGUCGUGGAUUAUUUACCAUUACGAGUUGUAUGAGGAUGGUUUAGAUGACAAUACUUCACUUAAGUCAAUUUUUGAUAAAAUUCGACCCCACAUUCCUACUGUUAAAGACACCGAACCUCUCCUCGAACUCGACAGAGACGAGAAGAAAUUUGAUAUUUUCCUUACUUUUCAUCGCUCAAGCUUGUUGGUUAGUGAUUUGAAGAUAUUCCUCCCGUUUACGAUUAACUUAGACCCGUAUUUGAAAAAAGUGAUUAAAGAAGAAACUCAGUCUUUGGAUGACGAUGGUUUACUGAUGACAACCCCACGCAACUUAUCCGUGCUUCCACCAACCAUGCCAUGGUCAAAUCCAGCAAACCCAGAAUGGAUCUCACCCAGACCAGGUCUAACACGCCGCAAUCGCCCAUCUUCCAAACCCACAAUGUACCAACAACCAUCGGGACUUAUUGGGUGGUCCCCCUACGAACCGGUGCAAGUUACCAACCCACAAAUGAUACCACUAGCACCAGUAACAUCACUUGCGCCGGAAGUUUUUGAGAAACGGCUAUCAACGUUAAGUGUGGAUGGAGUGUGUAAAUUGUUGGGUGUUACCGAAGAUUUGAAUUCGGCCGCAGUUCCUGAUUAUUGUAAAGUGAUCAAACAGCAUAAUAUUAGUGGGAAGGUUUUGCUACACUGUGAUUUAGAUGAAUUGAAAAAGUUGUUGAAUAUGUCAUUCGGAGAUUGGGAAAUGUUCAAAGUGAUGUUAAUUUCGUUACGGGAGCAUGAAGUCAGUAAUGUUUUCAGGCACGACGAGACGACGAAACGAGUGCCUAAACCCGAGCGUAAAACUAGCGUCACUAAAAACAACCAGACUGAAAAAGACAGUAAAGAAAUAAGCCAACGCAAACAGACCGUAAUGGAAAAACAGUACCAGGUGACUCUCGAGGAGCAGAUGAUUUGCGGCGCCCUCCAGACCUUGAACGAGGAGGCUUGCGAAGACGUCCUUGAAGAAACGGAGGAGAAAGAAACGAAAAUAACAAUCGAACCCGACGUCCCCCAAACAUCGGUGAUCCCUCCCAGCCCCGACUCGAAUCAAGAUUUUCCACGAGAUUACCGCUCUCGAACGAACAGCUCGAGCGGCGUAGGUGAGACUGAGUUUGUUUUGUUACAAUCCUCGCCAAUAGGUCACAUGCAUUGGCAGCCUAUAAGUAUCUCAAUCGGCGGCAACUCGGAGAGUCUGAGCGAGCACAGUUCCAGGUGCAGCUCGCAGCUGCCUUCACCCGUUACAGAACGCCGUUUCUCGAACGGAAUCAAGCUAUCGAAUCUAAAAUCGAGCGACGACGCUGCGAAAAAGGGCCGUCACGUGGUCAUCAAAACCGACUGUGGCGACCCCUCGCACAUAAGCGUGGUUUUCAACCAAUCAGACACCAAAACUCCCCUCCUCCAGGAGUUCAACGCGAGACCAAGCUCGCUCCAAUUGGUCAAAACUGACAAGCCGCAAAAGCCGGUCAUGCGCAACCGCUCCAAGUCCAUCGACUGUCAAAAGAAGAAGCUCCACCGCUUGAAAGAAAAGCUGCUGCACUCCAGCCCCGAACUGAACGAGAACGCGAGCGACAAUGAGAGCACUCCGCUCGUUUCGGAAGUUUCAACACCGUCAAAGUCGGGCCAAAGCUCCGAAAUUAACUCGAAUAGCUUUCCUCUGUCUCCGGUUUCGCAGAAAAGUCUCUCGCCUGAGAUCAAGCAUCGGCAGACGCGAAGCGAACAAAAUCUGACUGACACGACUGACGUCAGCCCUGUACUCUCAUUCCAUGACAACUACUUAAGCAAUGUUGGUGGGGGCAGUAGUGGGGGGAAUAGCCUGUCCCCUAGAGUAGCGCUGACGAGGACCAUGUCCGAAUGCACCUCGAUUUCGGGGAUGAUCAGCUCCUGCAGCAAUGUUAGUCUACGUAGCAGGAACUCGCAGAGUUCCGGACACCUCUCAAGGCAGAACGCGCUAGAUUCCGAAGAAAAUCUUGCCGAUUGUUAUUGUGAUCCCAGUAGAGGAGGGUAAACACCUUUCUAUUUUUGAACAGUAUUUAUUUCGAAUAGAGCAAUAGAGGUCUAUUUAUAUUUUGUGAUUGUUAACUAGACUUCCCUAAUAAAUCUGUUACAUUUAA